Penicillium cataractarum is the source of this 678-nucleotide messenger RNA. RefSeq names its product cyclase. The record is from RefSeq and is a predicted model, not a curated record. Lineage: Eukaryota; Fungi; Ascomycota; Eurotiomycetes; Eurotiales; Aspergillaceae. Gene Ontology annotation, molecular function: arylformamidase activity. Bases 1 to 678 code for a protein of 225 amino acids. The transcript is spliced from 2 exons.
AUGGGCCACUUCUUACACCUUCCUUCUGGAAUGGCUUACAACGGAAUGAAGCCCACCAUUGAUGAAUUACAAAACUCCGCCACUGCCACCGAAAAAUUUCCCACUCUCGAUAAAUGGCACAAACGAGGCUGCAUCGUCGGCCGCGGCGUACUAAUCGACUACAAAUCCUACGCCGACCACCACGACAUCAAAUACUCCCCCUUUAGCGGCCACCGCAUCAGCCCUUCCGACAUCGAGACCGUAGCCGCAUGGCAAGGCAUAAAAUUCGAAUCCGGUGACAUCCUGAUCCUCCGAUUCGGGGUCACCGAGGAACUUGGCAACAUGACCGCCGAAGAACAAGCCAACGCCAUGUCUAGCCACCAUGCAUGCGGUCUGGAAGGUACCAAAGAGAUGGCCCGGUGGAUUUGGAACAAGCAUUUCGCUGCAGUGGCCAGCGAUAAUGUUGCAGUUGAAGCUAUGCCGCCGAUGGUUGAUGGUGAAGAGAAACCGUUGACUCAAUUGGUUUUGCAUCAGUGGUGUUUGAGUAUGUUUGGUCUUCCGCUUGGGGAGCUGUGGUAUCUUCAGGAGUUGGCUGAGCAGUGCUCGGCUGAUCGAAAGUGGUCUUUUCUGUUGACUUCAGCUCCGUUGAAUGUGCCGGGGGCAGUAGGUAGUCCAGCUAAUGCAUUGGCUAUUCUUUGA